Molecule: messenger RNA, 809 nt
Organism: Aspergillus ruber CBS 135680
Lineage: Eukaryota; Fungi; Ascomycota; Eurotiomycetes; Eurotiales; Aspergillaceae
Product: D-aminoacyl-tRNA deacylase
Exons: 6
Coding region: 156-770 (204 amino acids)
Biological process (GO): tRNA metabolic process
Cellular component (GO): cytoplasm
Molecular function (GO): D-tyrosyl-tRNA(Tyr) deacylase activity
Source: RefSeq, a predicted model, not a curated record
CUCUGCAAUGGUUUAUUGAUCUAUAUUGAUUUAUUUUUGUAAACUGUGCUGGUGGCUCCUGCGCUGUUAUAUAUUGUCCGUUACAGAUUGAGUGUUACCCCUAAUAUUAGCACAAAACACUUUAGUCCUGCUGCGUGAUAAAGAGAAAGACCAAUAUGAAAGCGGUCAUCCAACGAGUCAAGUCUGCAUCCGUGACAGUUGAUAAUCAGCUGGUAUCUUCGAUUGGUCGGGGUCUCUUAGUUCUAGCUGGAGUCGGGAAAGGCGACGAUGAGAAGGAAGCAGACAGUCUCAUCUCGAGGAUCAUGCGAUGCCGGUUAUGGCCGGACAAUAAUGAUAAGCAGUGGAAAAAGAAUGUCCAGGAUAUUGAAGGCGAGAUACUCUGCGUUUCGCAAUUCACCCUCCAUGCACAAUUAAACAAAGGCAAACAACCUGAUUUCCACGAAGCCGCCGACGUCGAAACUGCGCGCAGACUCUACGACUACUUCUACCAACGGUUACGCGAAGCCUACAAACCGGAAAGGGUUAAGAACGGUGUCUUCCAGGCAAUGAUGGAUGUUGAGUUGAAAAACGACGGACCGGUGACGAUUGAGGUUAAUACGAAACUCCCGAAGAAAGAGAAGGCACCGAACGGGAAUAAGCAGUCCGAGAAGAAGCCAGAGAAGUCAGAGCAAUCUGAGAAAUCGAAAUCAGAGGGCGACAGUGAUAAGGGAGGGCAAACCGAGGGCCAGAAGAGCUAUGAAUUCAAGCUCCCCGCGACGCUACUAGAAUAACAUCACCACAGUAUAAUAGCAUAGUAAAACAGACAUCCA